AUGAUGCAAAUGAAAAACAUCACUCUGGCAGAGGAUUUCUAUCUCUUAGGCAUAGUGACUGCACCAGCACUGCAAAAGUUACUUUUCAUGUUGUUUGCGUGUAUCUACAUUAUGACCAUACUUGGCAAUUUCAUGGUUAUUGUUAUAAUUAUAGUGGACUUCCAUCUUCACACACCCAUGUACUUUUUUCUUGUCAAUCUUGCCUUAAUAGAAAUAUUGUAUACCACAGCUAUCACACCAAACAAUUUAAAGAAUCUUCUCCAGGAAGACAAAACAAUCUCCUUUGUGGGAUGUUUUAUUCAGAUGUUCAUUUUUGUCACUUUGGGGGGCUCCGAAUGUGUUCUACUUGGCACUAUGGCAUAUGACAGAUAUGUUGCUAUAUGUUAUCCUCUGCAAUAUAAUACAAUAAUGGACCAGUCUCUUUGUAUUCAUCUCACACUGACCUGUUGGACUAUUGGACUUAUGAAUUCAUUGGUGCAUACAAUACUCACAUCAAUGCUAACCUUCUGUCAUAACCAUCUUCUUAGACAUUACUUCUGUGAAAUCCCACCCUUGCUUAAGAUCUCAUGUACAGAUACUCAUAUCAAUGAACUAAUAGUAUUCCUUGUUGGUGGCAGUGUAAUUGUAGGAUCACUUGUACUAACAGUUAUUUCAUACGUAUACAUAAUUGCUGCUGUGAUAAAGAUCCCUGGACAAGGAAAAAGAAAAACCUUCUCCACAUGCUCUUCACAUCUAAUAGUUGUUGUCACCUUUUUUGGGACAGUGAUCUUCACUUACCUUCGCCCUGCUUCACACUCCUUCUAUAAUGAGGACCAUGUCAUCUCUCUGGUAUAUAGUGUAGUGACGCCUCUCUUAAACCCUAUAAUAUAUAGCUUUAGAAAUAAAGAUUUCCAGAGGGCCAUGCAGAAGAUUUUAAUUAGUAAACUUGUUAUAUAA
Spea bombifrons (plains spadefoot toad) is the source of this 936-nucleotide messenger RNA. Its product is annotated as olfactory receptor 5V1-like. Lineage: Eukaryota; Metazoa; Chordata; Amphibia; Anura; Pelobatidae. The coding region runs from base 1 to 936 and encodes 311 amino acids. Gene Ontology annotation, cellular component: membrane. The transcript has a single exon. The record is from RefSeq and is a predicted model, not a curated record. Gene Ontology annotation, biological process: G protein-coupled receptor signaling pathway. Gene Ontology annotation, molecular function: G protein-coupled receptor activity; olfactory receptor activity.